Venustampulla echinocandica is the source of this 720-nucleotide messenger RNA. RefSeq lists its product as uncharacterized. The transcript has 3 exons. The record is from RefSeq and is a predicted model, not a curated record. Lineage: Eukaryota; Fungi; Ascomycota; Leotiomycetes; Helotiales; Pleuroascaceae. Bases 1 to 720 code for a protein of 239 amino acids.
AUGGUUGGCAUUCAGUGGGCAGCAUUGGGAGCUUUGGCUCUGGGCGCCGUUUCGGCAUCCGCCUUCGAAGAGGACUGGGCCGCCCAGUUGCUCCGCCGCCAGGCGCCAGGGAGCGCUUCCUACAGUUGCCAUGCUUCCUGUGGACAAGUUAUCGUGCUCGGCCGCACGACAGGUUACUGCACCAACGACGUAUUCCUCUCUAGCUACGAUGCCUGCCUCAAGUGUGCUGGUCCGGACAACGAGAACAUUUGGAAAGAUUACGGCAACAGCGUCGCAAAGGCUGGUGCCGCAUGUGACCUUCCCCAAGAGCCUGUCUCUGGGACACCAACAGAUCCCGAAACUACUGCCCCUCCUUCGACCGAUGCUUCGACCGCUGCUCCUACCGCUGCUCCAACUGCCGAGCCCUCGGCAGAGUCCCCGGCUGCCUCCUCAGCUGCCCCCUCAGCUGCCCCCUCCGUUGAUUCCUCAGUUGAUUCCUCAGCCGCCCCAACUCAGGCUCCUACUACCGCUGCGACUGGCGGAGCAGCGAACUCAAGCCAAGCUCCAGUAAGUUCCACCGUAGCUACCACUACAAGAGCUGGAAGUGCCCAAGGCACUGGAUCCGCAACCACUUCUUCCGCAGGCAUAGAGUUCACCGGUGCCGCCCAUUCCAAUGCCGUGGGGAGCGUUGGUGCUAUUGUCAUGUUUGCAGCGGGUGUUGCUGCUGCCAUCGGCGUUUAG